GCUGAGCAAACACAAAUGCCGAUAAUCUUCCCUCUUCCAAUUCAUUGUACCUUUGGGUCAAAGAAAAUGGUGUCAGCGACCAUUGAUCUGUUGAAGAAGGAGCUUCCUGUUGAACAAUCGUCUUUGGUUGUUUCUCAAGAUUUUAAGACUGGUCUUGUUCUUGUUGAUCUUGUCAAUGGCUUCUGCACCGUUGGUGCCGGAAAUCUGGCUCCAGUGGAACCUGAUAAGCAAAUAUCUUGUAUGGUCCAAGAAUCCGUGAGACUAGCCAGGCUAUUCUGUGAGAAAAAAUGGCCUGUUUUUGCUUUCCUUGAUACCCAUCAUCCUGAUAUUCCCGAGCCUCCAUAUCCUCCUCAUUGCAUCGCUGGAACUGAUGAAGCUAGAUUGGUUCCUGAUCUCCAAUGGCUUGAAAACGAGGCUAAUGCAACGCUUAGAUGCAAAGAUUGCAUUGAUGGUUUCCUUGGUUCGGUUGAGAAAGAUGGUUCCAAUUUGUUUGUAGAUUGGGUUAAUAAGAAUCAGAUUAAAGCUAUACUGGUUGUCGGCAUAUGUACAGACAUAUGUGUACUGGAUUUUGUAUGUUCAGCUCUGUCUGCUCGAAAUCGCCGGAUGCUUACCCCACUCGAGGAUGUGAUCGUCUACUCCGGUGCGUGUGCAACUUUCGAUCUUCCAGUUCAUGUCGCCAAAGAUAUCGAUGGUGCUGUGGCUCAUCCACAGGAUCUUAUGCAUCACAUAGGUCUAUACAUUGCUAAGGGAAGGGGAGCCAGAAUUGUAUCAGAGGUCUCAUUUGCUGUUGAAAUAGAGACCUGUUCAUAAGACAUCUAAGACUGCUGCAAAAGCUUACUGUGCGUGAAUUGAAGCUCUCUGCAAUUAUACUAGGCAAAUAACAGCAAUUUUAUUAAAAAUAGCUUUUCUUUCUAGGUUAAAUAUCUCCACUGAAACAAGAAAGUUCAUAUUGAAAGUAAUACAGUUUUUCAGUCAAACAGUUGUGUGGUAUAAGUCCAGGUAUCUAUGCUGUUUCGGCUUUUCGUAUUUCUUGAAAUUCCUUUGUUUGGCUCGUGUUCAAUGCAUAUUCAGAUAUGGAUAUGAAGAUAUAAUC
This is a messenger RNA of Hibiscus syriacus, 1093 nucleotides long. RefSeq names its product nicotinamidase 1-like. The coding region runs from base 16 to 810 and encodes 264 amino acids. The record is from RefSeq and is a predicted model, not a curated record. Gene Ontology annotation, molecular function: nicotinamidase activity. The transcript has 5 exons. NCBI's taxonomy places the organism in Eukaryota, Viridiplantae, Streptophyta, Magnoliopsida, Malvales, Malvaceae. Gene Ontology annotation, biological process: pyridine nucleotide salvage.